AUGGGUAGGCUUCCUCGUGAGCGAGAUUCGGCACUGCAUAAGCGUCUUAUCACCGCCUGGAACGAGUCGAAGCGCACACGUCAAAAAUACUGGAAUGAUAGGCAGAGGAAGGAGGAGCAUGAUGCGAAACUCAACGUAGUCCAAGCUCUCUUGUUGGCUCGGACGCAUGGAGGCAUGGCCCCCGUUCCACCAUCUCUCUCAAUCGACCUCAGUGUCGAGCCCAAACUCCGUCGACAGUGGUUUCCAGCACCGCAACCGUCGAUGGAACCCAUCCAUGCGCAGCUGUUCCAACAUACUGUCGAGUCAAUGGAAGAGUAUAUGGCGCAAGUCUGCAAAGUUCCACCGGAGCAGGCUGUAAUAGAAGACAAGGCUAUCGAGAUUCUUAUCCUGUUUUCUGGUGGCCUCCCGCUCAUGAGGGACAUGCAAUCGCUGGAGUAUGGUGAUGUCAGUGACACGGGACAUAAGGUUGACUGUGUCUUCAUGUACGAGGACAUCGAGCUAUCUAGCAUUGAAUUCAAGAACGAGGAUUCAAGCGAACGGGAUCUCGCAGUCCAGAAUCGCAAGAACGGGAGACAUGCCUGUUGUCUACAAGAAGCAUACGCCGCCAUCGGCGUCAAAGACAUAUCAGUGUUUAUGGCUGACGUUUAUGCGUCUAACCGCUACAUAUUUACUGCACAAUCCGAGAUCUCUUGCAUUCGUAAAACUGUUGACAAAUCGCCGAAUACAUUCUACGGUAAGUUCAAACUGAACAACAAGGGAGAGGCGCACAGUAAAUACAUGCGGCUGAUCCGGGACAGCGAAUUGCAACAGGAUGUCAAAACGACCUCUUGGGAAAAUUCGAGACGUGGAAGAGUGAUGAUGGGGAUGGGCAGCAGUUCUGGCUCGACCGCCAAACUCAAUCUUCGGCAAUCAGAACUGCGGCACAUUUGA
Messenger RNA from Linnemannia hyalina, 930 nucleotides. NCBI's taxonomy places the organism in Eukaryota, Fungi, Mortierellomycota, Mortierellomycetes, Mortierellales, Mortierellaceae. The record is from the annotation of a GenBank genome assembly.